Molecule: messenger RNA, 3387 nt
Organism: Electrophorus electricus (electric eel)
Lineage: Eukaryota; Metazoa; Chordata; Actinopteri; Gymnotiformes; Gymnotidae
Product: FERM, ARHGEF and pleckstrin domain-containing protein 1
Cellular component (GO): cytoskeleton
Molecular function (GO): guanyl-nucleotide exchange factor activity; cytoskeletal protein binding
Source: RefSeq, a predicted model, not a curated record
UCUUAUUGUUCCACGUACGAGCUCUCUGUGGCUCUCUCUCCAGCGUAAAGCUCGUCCCCACGGGCAGCCGGCCGACAUGGCGACCGCGAAGACGCUUUUACCCGGGACAGUGCGUGUGCUCCGUGUUUAGACUGGUCUGGGUUGUAAAGGCUGUAGGGUCGUAGGGCUGCCGAGAGAAGAGGCGACGAGGGAGCCGCGUUUUGUAACCCGGGCCUGCAGAGAGAGCGAGGAAGACCAUGGUGGAGCAGGAGCCAACGGCGGGGCAUCGGCUGGGCGCCCCCGACACACUGGGCAUCAGCACGCUGGAGGCCGGGCAGAAGCCGCCUGCUGUGCCCUCCGGCCGGAGGGCCGCUGUCAGGGUGCGCAUGCUGGACGACUCAGAGGAGAUAUUUGACGUCUCACAACGCGCAUCAGGCAAGGUUCUGUUUGAGAUGGUCUGUGCUCACCUCAAUCUAAUAGAAGGCGAUUACUUUGGUCUGGAGUUCCAGGACCAUCGCAAGAUGACGGUUUGGCUCGAUCUACUGAAGCCCAUCAUGAAGCAGAUCAGACGGCCCAAGCACACAGUCCUGCGGUUUGUGGUGAAGUUCUUUCCCCCUGACCAUGGCCAAUUGAUGGAGGAGCUGACCAGGUACCUGUUUGCUCUCCAGAUCAGGCAGGAUCUGGCAACUGGUCGCCUCACCUGUACUGACAGUAGCGCUGCCCUGCUGGUGUCCCACAUCAUCCAGUCUGAGAUCGGAGAUUUUGAGGAGACCCAGUGCAGACAGCACCUCCUCAAUAACAACUACAUUCCAGACCAGAUGGCCCUCAUGGACAAGAUCAUGGAUUUCCACCAUACGCAUGUUGGUCACACGCCAGCUGAGUCAGACUACCAGCUGUUGGAGGUGUCCCGUCGUCUGGAGAUGUAUGGCAUCAGACUGCACCCGGCCAAAGACCGUGAGGGCACCAAGCUCAGCUUGGCUGUCGCACACACAGGAGUGCUGGUCUUUCAGGGUCACACCAGGAUCAACUCCUUCAACUGGUCUAAAGUUCGCAAGCUGAGCUUCAAGAGGAAGCGUUUCCUCAUCAAACUGCGCCCUGACCUCAACCAGAGCACAUAUCAGGACACGCUGGAGUUUGUGAUGGCGAGCCGCGACUGCUGCAAGGUCUUCUGGAAGAUCUGCGUGGAGUACCACGCCUUCUUCAGGCUCUUCGAAGAACCCAAGCCAAAACCCAAACCAGUGCUGUUCAGCCGAGGGUCAUCCUUCAGGUUCAGUGGUCGUACUCAGAAGCAGGUGAUGGAUUAUGUGAAGGAGACAGAGUUUAAGAAGCUGCCUUUCGACAGAAAACACAGUAGGGUUCAGUAUAACAGCGCUCUGUCUCCUCUGCCUUCUCCACUACAUUCACAAGUGCCAAACCAAGCUGAGGGGCGGAGCCAGAAGGAGUUGGCGCUCGUAAGCUCCGAGGACUCUGCUGCGCUGCGGAUCCGCCAGAGCCCCUCCCCUUCAGCCCAGCAGAACGGGCAGAGCGACGGGGUGCUGUGGGCGGGCGGGGAGGCCCGGGGCCAGGCGCCGGGUGUCAGGCAGCAGGCCGCCGAGCUCCACACUGCAGAUGGGGCAGGUCUGUCAGUAUCUCUGGUAAACGGCCAUCGCCGUGGCGACGAGCUGAACGCCACGAUCCCCAGUCCGGACGGGCAGCAGCCCUCCCCCCUCACCUCCCCCCUCCUGAAUGACGCCGGCGCCCUGCGCACCGACGAUGAGGAAGAGAACAGGAGGAAGAGAUUUCCAACUGAUAAAGCCUACUUCAUCGCUAAGGAGUUGCUCACGACUGAAAGGACCUACCUGAAGGAUCUGGAGCUCAUCACCCUGACAUUUCAGAGUGUGCUGUCUAAGGAAGAGUGCGUGCCCGAGUCGCUGCGGAAACUGCUGAAGUCCAGCUUCGAGCCAUUACACACCUACCACUCAGACUUCCUCAAAGAGCUGGAGCAGAGACUCGCACUGUGGGAAGGCCGCUCGAAUGCCCACAUUAAAGGAGAUUACCAGCGCAUUGGAGAUGUUAUGCUUAAAAACACUCAGGCACUGAAGAUGCUGACGGCCCAGCUGCAGAAGCAUGCGGAGUGUGUGGGCGAGCUGGAGAAGGCGUGCGUGGCGUCGCGGCGCCUGGCCAGCGUGUGCCGGGACUUUGAGCUGCAGAAGGCCUGUUAUGUGCCUGUCAACGUCUUCAUCCUCCGCCCUCUGCACCGCCUGCUCCACUACAAGCAGAUCCUCGAGCGGCUGUGCAAGCACUACCCCGCCACGCAGCCCGACUUCAGGGACUGCCGAGCGGCGUUGGCGGACGUGUCGGAGCUGGAGGCCGUGCUGCGCGACAGCAUGCUGAAGACGGACAACUACCAGCGGCUCCUGGAGCUGCAGAAGGACUUGCUGGGGGUGGAGGGGCUGGCCGUGCCCACCCGGGAGUUCAUCCGGCUGGGCUGCCUGAGCAAACUGUCUGGGAAAGGCCUGCAGCAGCGCAUGUUCUUUUUGUUCAGUGACGUGCUGCUGUACACGAGUCGGGGGAUAACGGCAUCCAAUCAGUUCAAAGUACACGGGCAACUUCCUCUUCGUGGAAUGACAAUCAGGGAGAGCGAGGACGAAUGGGGAGUUCCUCACUGUUUCACUCUGGUCACCCCACGCCAGUCGCUGGUGGUAGCAGCAAGUUCCAUAUCAGAGAUGGAAAAGUGGAUGGAGGAUUUAAAAAUGGCUGUGGAUCUGGCUGAAGAUUGCAGUGGACCAGCUACAAGCCUGCUGACCAACAGCCACGAUGUCAAGUCUCCAGGGGAGUGGGCCUCGGAGGUGGAGUCAGAGGAUGACCUCGGUGGGUCACGCACAUCUUUGGAGCGCCAUGGCAACAGCUCAGCACAUCACCGUGGCAACACCACGGUUCAUGUGUGCUGGCACCGCAACACCAGCGUUUCCAUGCUGGACUUUAGCAUAGCGACGGAGAACCAGCUCUCGGGGAACCUGCUAAGAAAAUUUAAGAACAGUAAUGGUUGGCAGAAGCUCUGGGUGGUUUUUACCAACUUCAGCCUGUUCUUCUACAAGACCCACCAGGAUGAGUUUCCGUUAGCCAGUCUGCCUUUGCUGGGUUACUCUGUAACUGUCCCAGCCGAGUCGGAGAACAUCCAUAAGGACUAUGUGUUCAAACUUCACUUCAAAUCCCACAUCUACUACUUCAGAUCGGAGAGCGAGUAUUCUUUUGAGAGGUGGAUGGAGGUCAUUCGUAGUGCCACCAUCUCAUCCAGCAGAACUCGUUAUCUCAACCGCAAAGAGCCCUACUGAGCCACACAGCCUUAGGGAGCAACCGUGUGUGUGUGUGUGUGUGUGUGUGUGUGUGUGUGUGUGUGUGUGUGUGUGUGUGUGUGUGUGUGUGUGU